This is a messenger RNA of Orbicella faveolata, 891 nucleotides long. RefSeq lists its product as uncharacterized. Lineage: Eukaryota; Metazoa; Cnidaria; Anthozoa; Scleractinia; Merulinidae. The record is from RefSeq and is a predicted model, not a curated record.
GGCUAGCCGAAAUGAUUUUUACAAGGCCAAUAGACUAUCACGUCUCUUGACUGGGUUGAAUAUUCUGCACGGCAAUAAGUCAAUUUUAUACGUUGAGUUGAAAAUCGGAAGGUGUGAAAAUUUCUCUAAAAGAUGAACACGUUUCACCAGAUUAGAAUCAUUGUUUUGGUCAUGCUUGGCAUUUCCCUCAGCAACAGCAGUCCGUUGGAGAGACUGAAACGUUCCUUGGACGAUGAAGCAGACAGCCCGUGUAUCCCAGGGGUAUGGGCAUGCCCCGGGCUUAAAGAGCGCAAUAUCAAGACGCUCAGUGAGUCCCAGAAAACCUUCCCCGAGCCGGCCAAGGUCGCCAGUGCCGUAACCGCCAAGAUGGGGGUGGAAGAUAGCCCAAGCCACGAUGCUGCGACACAGGUUGAAGGAGCGAGAACCGAGAACAGUGUCAACACCUAUGACGAUGACCAGUCAGAAGACAGCCCGGACAAAUGUCCCCUCGGAGGCUUGAGUUGUCGCAGAAAACGAAUGCUGAACAGAAUGCUGAAGCACGUGAGACGGGUGGAGAGAUCGGCAAAGAAAUGUCCUCCCGGAAUUUGGGUGUGCUGAGAGAAGUUUGAAUAUUCAUCUCAGAUUAUUUUGACGAAGUGAGCAACAAACCAAACAUUUAAUACCUCAACAACUGGCAUUGUAGUUUCGCUUUUUAACUUAUUAGUUGUAGCUUUCCAAUUCAUUUCAGUUAGGAGAAAUAUAUUUAAGCUUAUUUUAAAGAAAGUACCUCUGUUUAAGGGUUUUAGGAACUAAGUUUUAUUUAUAGCAUUCAUAUCACGGUGGUACUAUUUGUGACAAUUUAUUUAGCCCUUGGGGCAAAAUAUCGCAUUAAAAACAAGGUGGUAACUCAAA